UGGCUGAUCUGUUCUCUUCCCAACUGACAAUUCAGCUCUCCGCUGGGAAAAGAAAUGGUGUUUCCCGCCCCACUGUUAGCUCGGCCUUCCAGUCCGCCCCCUCCCUUCUAGCAAGUGUUCUGUUUUUUAUAAAUAUCCUAAUCUGUUCCUCCAUAUCUGGGGGAAGAUCUCCACCAUCUAUCCUCUCCAUUUUGCCCCUUGUGUUUGGCUGAGGGUUUUCCCCCAGUCCACCCACACUCAUACAUAUACAUCUUGUCUUGGAUUUGUUCCUUCUCUGAUAUUUCCCUGCUGCUCCACGCUCCACUCUGCUGCCACCUGAGGUCCUCGGUUGUCUGCUUUCCCCAUUAUUCUCGCUCCUUUUUUUUCUACCUUCAGCUCCUCUUCCAUUUCAUCUUCCAGCUGACAUCUGCAGCUCUUCUGUUCCUGGAUUUCCACUUGCUCUCGACUCUUCCCCCCCCCACAUCCCCCCCACCCCCAGCUAUGUUUCAUACUAUUCCCACCUGAUCCCUCCAUUUGGAAUCUACCUCUAUUCAUUUGCCUCUGGCCGGUUUUUUUCUUUCCCCCCUACAACCCCCCUCCCCCCCCCACCGCCUUUGAUGCUGACAUAUUUUGACUUUUCCUUCAUCCUCCGACUCAUGUUUCCAGUGGCUAUUUUUCUACACAAACCAUUUUCAGCUUGCUCCAUUGGAUUGUGUUUCAUCCAGAACACGACCAGUGCUAUUCCCAGCUGAGAUUUCUCCCCGUCUAUGCGCUCACUCCAGGCUUGGGUGUGUCUGUUAUCUUCUUAUCUCGCUUUUCUAGAAGCGUGUGCCUUUUUAUUUUCUGCUGCUGCUUCAAGAACAAACACAUGGUCGUUUUCUACCCCCUGUACCAUGUGGUCUCCUUUGGCAGCCUGGCUGCCUCUCCUCUGCCGUCUGAGGAAGUUGCCCAGUUCUUGUGAACACCUACAGUUCCUCUGAACUGCACCUGAUGAGCCCAGCUGGGCACUGCUAGGGAGAAGACAAGGCCUACGAUGUUGUGGAUGCCUGUAGCCAGGGAAUUUCCGAUCCUUCAUUCACUUGUGGCCUGACAACCCCGAGACCAGCCAGAGAAGUGAUGCUGAGGAGCUGAGGAUACCGACCAACCAAUGCCAGCACCACUGCCCUGGCUUGUUCAGUACUAACUGGAGACCACCACGCAGCUGCCUGUGAGCACCCAGGCUGUCUUCUGUCUAUAAGACACCAAGGAGUUACACUCUGGUAACUCUCUGAUUUGAGACCACCGUAUGCCUAUAAACCAAAGGCCGUCUGGCCCUCCCAUGCCUCUUAACAACAAGAAGGUGUUUUCAGCCCUCUCUGUAACCAGCAAUUCCAGCUGUUGAAUACCAUACAAACCUAAAUACAGACGACUGAAUGCUUGUCACUGGAGAACGAUACCUGUUGCUGGAGAACUCUAGGAAAGCUGUACUCCGAUAACGAGGGACCUCUAAGAACUCUAGAAUGUUUGGUGCUAGCCAAAGAAAUUCAACUUUCCCUUUUUCUCUAGUGCUGUCAUAUGACUGCAGUCAACAGACAGGUCCUGCCCGCAUCUUGAAGCGCCUGUAGCUACACCCCCCCACACACAGUCAGGCUGUUCUGUAUACCUUUAGCCAGACAACUCCCAAAGCACUGUGGGCUGCUAGCCAGAUAACUUGGGUCUUGGAUCAUUGGUCAUUCCUGUGUAUAUCUACAGCCAGAGACCGCCCUGGAGCAUGGAUAUGCCUGUAGCCAGCAAACCCCAAGCCACGGUGCAGCUGUAGGCAGGAACGUCAAUAUCUCCUGUUGCUACAGAUAACCCACAAGGCUGUUCACAGAGUAUCAGGGAGAUUUCUGAACACUUGUAUGCCUGUAGUACGAGAAGUGUAAACUUUGCUCUAGGUGUAACUCUACUGCAUGCCUGUAACAACAACGUUGGCCUUGCUCCACUCAUAGUCUUACUCUGUUCCAGUAACCAAGAAAGCUCGGUGAACCUGUAAUCAAGGCCUUGGUCUGCCUGUAGUUCUGUACAUGCCUGUCACACACAAAAAACCAGCAGUGGCAAAACGGUACCCGUAGCAGUGCAGCGGGAGACCCCUAGGCCCAGGAGAAGUGGGAAGACUGCCGGAUGCCUGGCUGUGGGGAAGGAGGUGUGAAGGGCAACAGUUUCUCAGUGUGGGGCAGCGCCAUGUAGAGGCGCCCCUAGAGGGGGGGAGAGGAGAUGUGUGCAGUGACUCGUGGGUAACUGGAGCCCGAUUGGCCGGGGAGCAACGUUACAUGAAUGUCCAACGGAGGCAGGUUCGAGUUUGACGAUGGCGGCUGCUAUGUGGGUGACUGGGAGGAGGGCCGGGCACAUGGCUACGGCGUCUGCACCGGCCCGGGAGCCCAGGGGGAGUACAGCGGGCGCUGGAGCCGAGGCUUUGAGGCCUUGGGCGUCUACACCUGGCCCAGCGGCAACACCUACCAAGGGCACUGGAGCCAAGGGAAGCGCAGCGGCCUGGGAGUGGAGCGGAAGAGCAAGUGGAGCUACAAGGGGGAAUGGAGCCACGGGCUGAAGGGGCGCUCGGGCGUCUGGGAGAGCCACUCGGGAGUCAUCUAUGAAGGCAUGUGGCGCGAGGGCCUGCAGGAUGGCUACGGCAUGGAGACCUAUGCUGAUGGAGGUACCUACCAGGGCCAGUGGCAAUCGGGCAAGCGUCACGGAUACGGCGUGCGCCAGAGUGUCCCCUACCGUCAAGCAGCGCUGGUGCGCUCUCCACGCCGUACCUCUUUGGAGUCGCUCCACAGCGAGACUGAUCCGAAUGCCCCUGCGCCACCUCUCCCUCCUCCUCCUCUCCCGCCUCCACCACUCCCAGGGGACAGCCCGGCCUCAGGAUCCAGGGGUGGUUUUGUUUUGGCCUUCCCUGGCGACCCAGAUUUCCCCAAGGGAGCCAAGAAGAAAACAGGGGGCUUUUUCCGGCGUUCCCUGCUCCUGAGUGGGCUGCGGGUACGGAGGGCUGAGUCUAAGGCCUCCCUGGGGAGCAAGCGGGGGUCCCUCAAGAGCGAGGCAGGGGUCAGUUCAGCUGGGAGUGAGGCCACCACACUCAGCUAUGCUGAAACAGAACCCCCCGAGCUGCCUUCAACUCUGACCAUUGAGGGCUCUUCCACUGAGGUCUAUGCGGGAGAGUGGAGGGCAGACCGACGAAGUGGCUAUGGGGUGAGUCGGCGUUCCAAUGGGCUCCGGUAUGAGGGCGAGUGGCUGGGCAAUCGGCGUCACGGCUACGGGCGCACCACCUACCCUGAUGGCUCCAAGGAAGAGGGCAAAUACAAGCUCAACCGUCUGGUGAGUGGCAAAGUGAAGAACUUGAUACCCCUCCGUCGGAGCAAGGUCAAGGAGAAAGUUGACCGGGCCGUGGAAGUGGCCAGAAGGGCAGUCAGUAUGGCACGGCAGAAGCAGGAGGUGGCCAUUGCCAGGGCCGCGGAUGCUCGUCUGAAGGCUGCCACUGCCCUCGGUGCUGCUGAGAAGGCCCUUGAAGCCGCCCGCCUGGCCAAAAUUCUGGCCCAGGAACUGCAGCCCAUCCUAGCCGAACCUGAGCCGCGUGGCCGGUUGGAUUCGGAAGGCACCGACACAGACUUCCAGGAGUACGACAGCCCCCGGGUCUACGAAAACGGGAUCACCCCUUCGGACGUCACCCCAGACCCCAGCCUCCCGCCCAGCUACCCUCCUACGCCCCUGCAGCCCUGGCGUGGGGACCCUCGGCGGACUUGGCCCCCCUUGGAGAACGGGGGCCCUCGCCAGCACCUCCCGGAGGCCUCUGACCCCGAGGAUGAGUGGGGCUGCCGGAGCAGCUUCCCUUCCCGGACACCUGGGUUUGCCCCCAAGGGGCGGUGGGAGGGGGACGAGGAGCAGGAGCCGCUCAGCAGCUACGAGGCGGAGGAGGAAGAUUACGAGGGGGUCCCCCGUCACCCCCAGCUGGCCAGCCCGGCCAGCGGCAGCUCGGGCAGCCUCCGGGAGGAAGAGGAGGAGGAGGAGGAGGAGGAAGAGGCAACGUCCAGGCCUUAUGCUGGGGAGACCCAGGUAGAAACAGCAGCUGUGGCAGCCCACAGGGACCCCCCCGGACUGGAGAACGAGGAGAUCCUUGGGGGUGCAGCAGCCUCCGCGGCAGACAGAGAGGAGGCCCCAGGAGCUGUGCGGAGAAGGGAGAGACAGGGAGCCCACCCAAUGGUCGUGGCCGCCAUCCUGUUGGUUGACGUGAGUCUGGCCUACCUGUUCUCGCUGCUCCUCACUUGAGCUGGGUGGGGGCAGGGGGGGCUACUUUUGACCCUGUUUCCUCCUCCUCCCCCUCCUCCCCACCCCGCCCACCUGCCCACCCCACAACAACGGUUUGGUAACAGACUUCUCUCCAUCCUAUGCCUUUCUCCCUGCCCCCUUUCUCUUUUUCCACGUCUUUAUCCCCCACCCCACCCUCUCCCCACUUGCUGCCUCCGACCCUUGACCUUUCUAGAUUGUUUACAUACGAAGGGCUCUCUUUCUACCAGAGAUUUCUCUGUUUUUCUUGCUGUCUCUCCGAAACUGCAACCACUUCCCUCCCUUCCCGCCUCACGUUUCCUGGUCUUUUUGCCCAGCGACAUCCAUCUUUCUUAUUCACACCAUGAAUCUUGGGGGCAUUUGGGUUUGGUUUUUUUGUUUCGGAGGGGGAGGUCAUACAACUGGACCGAGAUCUAGGGAUAGCUUUAGCCUUGUGGGGUUUUUAAAUUUUGUUAGGGCCACUGACUGUAGGGACUCCCAAUCUGUAAGCCUGCCAUGAAGUUGCCUCACUCCACAUCAUCCCUACGGGGUCAAUUCAAACCUCUCUCCCUUCCAACCUUAGAAGAUUACAUUUUUUUUCAGGAGGGGACGAGAGACGUCUCCACGAAGCCUUCCUCUCUAACCCAGCCCAUGAGCAUUAAUUCUGUAUCACCCCCAACAGGUGCUCCUCUGGAAUUUUGAAACAGAGAGAAGGGGCUAACCGAGGCAGGGACAACUCGAGGCUCUCCAACUGCUAGACUACAUAUCCCAUCAUCCUUAGCUGCAGUUGUGUGUGGGGAUGAUGGGAGUUGUAGUCGGGCAGCAGCUGCAGUGCCUCUGAUUGCCCAUCCUGGGCUAACUUAUUUCCUUUAGGGAAAAGGUAUCAAGUUCCCAAAUAUUCUCUCUCCCCUUUUCUGCUAGAAGAUGGUGCUAUGCAGCACGGGGACAGGAGAGAAGCAGGGCACCACCAACCCCCCAAAAGGAAACCUCAGUUAGUCAGUGAAAUUUCAAGAGCAUUGGAGGGAAAGGCUCUAUCUUGCUCUCUUUUCCCCACAAUCCUUCUCUCUCUCUCUCUCUCUCUCUCUCUCUCUCUGCCACCUCCUUUUCCCUGAGGGAACCGGAACCUUCUUUUCAAACAAAAAACAAAUGAAGAAACAAACAAAAAGUUAACUUUUUAUUUACGCUUUUAUAAACAUUUUUCUCGCAGCGUUUGAAUAAUAAAAGAAAAUACAUUAUAAACUAACGAGAGGGUGAAAGGGAGAUUCCUGUUGCUUAAGAGAAAGUGAUUUCACACAGGGGACUUUGCAGUUCCCACAAACAGGAAGUAUAAUGGGGGGGAAAGUGGGGCGUUGCUGGGCCAAACUAGAAAAUGCCUCUUCUGGCAGUAGAAUUCCUUACGGGCAAAAGGUAGGAUGGCCUCCUAUGUAUUGUAUGUGGCUGGAGAAAGUUCCUCCUUGGGAUGCCAAAAAUGGGGGGAAAAAAAAUAUAUAUAUAUAUAUAUAUAUGGGGAAAGCCAAAAGGACAAAAGAAGGAAAUCCCGCCUCAGAGAAGCUUUGAAGAAGAAAAGACCCGACAAUGGAAAAGGAGAUAACUUUGCCUUCUAGAGGGUAAAAGAGUUGACCCCUAUGGGGGAAAAAAGUAGUUGUGCCUUUGGAAAGGAAAAGUGCAAUAGGAGAGACCCUGCAUGAGAGGGGCAAAAGAGGAAGUCCCGCCUUUUUCAGGGUGCUCAGAGUGCAAUACAGAAAGUCCUGCCUUCCAGAUGGCAAGGAGAGGCAUUUUAAGGGCAAAAGAAGCUAAAAGAGGGCUUUAAAAGGGAGGGGGCUUUGCGGCCCCUUAUAUAUCCUUUCAUGUUGUGAGUGACUGGGAACCAGAGUGGCGAAUUGAUAGACAGAGGAUGAUGGUGGAGUCCCCUAGUAUAUUAUGGGGUGUCUCCACGAGGAAUCUCCCGCUCAGCCCCUCCCUGGAUUCUGCAUGAGGAAAUGACUGAUCCUUUGCUGCGUGCUGUGUAUACUGAGAAUGUCUGUAUAGCCGACAAAAACAGAAAAAAACCCCACCCUUCCCUACAGUUUUCUACCGCCUGCCCCCGUCUCCUUUGAUGCUUUAUUCUGGCCUUGAUCCGAAGAUUUCCCCUCCUACCGUAUCCCCCUCUUAUUCCUGGUUUGCCUUUUUGACUGGAUAUUUCUUAUUUUGUGUCUUUGGAAUUGAAGAAAAAAAAAACAUUAAGUCUUGCAGGAAAAAUAAUUUAAUAAAAAUAUAUUAAUAAAAACUGUUUGAGAAUGUUUUACUUUUGGAGCCUGGGAACCAACCCCACUAAUUCCUUCAGCUGAUGGUAUCCACGAGGUCGGAGGGCUCGUAAUGUUUGAAGUACUAAUAAGAAGACUGCCUGAGCAUGUGCAGAGUAUCAUGCACAUCUGGAAAUUAGUCUGUGUGCAGAGGUAUAUUGUAUGUACAUUUAGACAUGUAUGUAUUUGUUUCUGCAUAUGGAAGACAAGUGAAACAGUGGUUUUUGCAUUUUGUUUUUCAGUCCUAUGCAUGUUUCCUUGGAAGUAAGUCCCACGGGCUUAAGUCCCAGCACGGCAUACUUCUAAACAAACAUGUAUCAGAAAUUGUGCUGCUAAUCAAUCCAUUUGUGUGAUUAACCAACUAUUUAACUUCAGAUUAAAAUGUAUUAAGUAUUUAAAUGUUAAUAUCUUGCCUUGCUGAGCCCAAUCAGAUUCUCAGAAUUGCUCCCAACCAUCAACAUCACAAAACAGGAAAAACAGCUAAAGACACAGUAGAAGCAACAACCAAGUCCCAAGUGGCAGCCAAACCUAAUUCUGAGUAUAUCAGAGAGCCCUGGGGAGGAAAGUGUGUCUAGAGUGAGCUGUCUGCCCUUGCCACAUGAAUACAUCCAGAAAUGGGUUUAGCUUGAUCUCAUGGAGUUCUACACCCUGGGUGCCACCACCAUGCAGGUCAUGUCCUUCUUGGAUGGAGUGGGAUUCUCAACAUGCAGGACUCCUGCAUUCUCCCCCUCAUGACAUCUGGGGAAUUCAUAAGUAGUAGGCUCAGUGCCCUUGAUGCUUCACCUCCUAUUGAUGUAUCUUGCAAGUGAGCUAAAACAACCCAAAGUCUUGGGUUUCUGGGAGACAUGAGUUCAAUUCCUGCCUCUCUCAUGGAGUCAGUGUGUGGCCUCUGGUGCAGUGAGUCAUAUCGUAUUUACCUGAAUCAAAGAUGACUCUGAAUUUAAGACGGCCUCCUUAAAAAGUAGAGGUUAAAUACAGGUUAUACUUGCAUUUCCUGGAAAGGAACAACCUCCUGAUUUCUAAUAAGAACAUAAGAAAAGCCCUGUUGGAUCAGGCCCAAGGCCCCUCUAGUCCAGCCUCUGUCCUGUUCCACACAGUAGCCCACCAGAUGCUGCUUAGAAGUCUCUCCUGCUGUUGCUCCCCUGCAACUAGCAUUUGGAGGCAUCUUGCCCCUGAAGCUGGAGGUGGCCUAUAGCCACCAGACUAGUAGCCUUUGAUAAACCUGUGUCCAUGAAUUUGUCUAAGCCCAUUUUAAAGCUAUCCAACUUAGCUACUAACAUUAAAAACAAACAAACAUAAUGGGAAAAUCCAGUCCUGGAUUCAGGUAAACACAGUAUUCUUUCAUCCACUCAUUCAAAAGACUUACAUGCCACCCUUCUUCAUAAAUGAAUUCAUGGUGGCUUACAACCAGAGUAAGACAGAGCACAUGUACUUGUGAUUUAUUCAUAUACAGUAAUGAAACUAAUUACAAACUUAACGGUUUGGGCCCGGGAUACCUGGGGGACCGCCUGCUCCCAAGGGUUGCUGCCCGCUUGACGAGGUCAUCUGAGGGGGCUCUGCUCUGGGUGCCGACAAUGAGUGAGGCUUGGUUGUCGUGCAUGCGGGACAGGGCCUUCUCUGUUGCUGCCCCCAGACUCUGGAAUGCUCUCCCGGUGGCUAUUCGCUCCUCUGUCUCCAUCACAGCUUUUAGAAAGAGUGUAAAAUCUUGGCUUUUUGCCCAGGCUUUUAUUUGAUUGUCUCUGCUGCUGCUCUUUGUACUCUGUAUUGCUUUUAUGCUUUUGUUUUAAAUUUUUUAAUCAGAUUUGUUUUAUAUUUUUAGCUUAAUACUUUGUGUCUUUUUUACAAUCUUGUUUUUAAAUUUUGCUGUAAACCGCCUUGGGAUUGUUUGAAUGAAAGGCGGUAUAUAAAUUUAACAAUAAAUAAAAUAAAUAAAAAUAUCCUCAUUA
Hemicordylus capensis (graceful crag lizard) is the source of this 8485-nucleotide messenger RNA. It is a transcript of the gene JPH4, whose product is annotated as junctophilin 4. Gene Ontology annotation, cellular component: endoplasmic reticulum membrane; junctional membrane complex; plasma membrane. Gene Ontology annotation, biological process: regulation of synaptic plasticity. The record is from RefSeq and is a predicted model, not a curated record. The transcript is spliced from 6 exons. Lineage: Eukaryota; Metazoa; Chordata; Lepidosauria; Squamata; Cordylidae. The coding region runs from base 2275 to 4260 and encodes 661 amino acids.